Molecule: messenger RNA, 1067 nt
Organism: Epinephelus moara (kelp grouper)
Lineage: Eukaryota; Metazoa; Chordata; Actinopteri; Perciformes; Serranidae
Gene: cdo1
Product: cysteine dioxygenase, type I
Exons: 5
Coding region: 73-678 (201 amino acids)
Biological process (GO): L-cysteine catabolic process
Molecular function (GO): ferrous iron binding; cysteine dioxygenase activity
Source: RefSeq, a predicted model, not a curated record
CCAAGUUGGUGAGAGUAACCUGUUGUCUCAACUGAAGAAAUCUCAUCCGAAGAGAUAACCUCCCGCAGAGAGAUGGAGCACACCGAGAUAGUGAAGCCAGAAACUCUGGAUGACCUGAUUAAAAUCCUGCACAAGAUCUUCGCGAGUGACUCUAUCAAUGUGGAGGAGGUCCAAGCUGUAAUGGAAGCAUAUGAGAGCAAUCCUCAGGAGUGGAAGAAAUUUGCAAAGUUUGACCAGUACAGAUACACAAGGAACCUGGUCGAUGAGGGUAACGGAAAGUUCAAUCUCAUUAUCCUGUGCUGGGGAGAGGGCCACGGCAGUAGCAUCCACGAUCACACAGACUCCCAUUGUUUCAUGAAGCUGCUGCAGGGUCAGCUGAAGGAGACGCUGUUUGAAUGGCCGGACGAUAAAUCACACGGAGAUAUGGUCCAGAAGUCACAGAGAAUUCUCCAGGAAAACAAGGUUGCUUACAUAAACGAUUCCAUCGGCCUGCAUCGUGUGGAAAACAACAGCCACACUGAGGGCGCAGUCAGCUUGCACCUGUACAGUCCCCCAUUCCAGACCUGCCAGACCUUUGACCAGCGGACGGGGCACAGGAACACAGUCAAGAUGACCUUCUGGAGCAAAUACGGAGAGAGGACUCCAUAUGAAACCACAGUCUCACAAGAGAACAACUAAGGGUCACCAAAGGAGGCUGCCCAUGAUGAAGACAGUUGCAUUUAAAAUGACAAUGUUGUGAAAAUGAUUCAAGGGAAAUUGCUGGGAAAGUGAAAUGUGGAACUACUAUGACUAAGCAACCCAUUUAAAAAUCAGGAGCGGGCCGGUUCAAAAGGACAACCCAGUAAUUAGAAUGGCUUUAUCGCUGCCCAGUGUGAGCUUGGCAAAUACUGAUGAGCACAGGACGAAUGCAUGAAUAGGCUUGGACAUGGAUUGAAUCUCCCUUUUGUUUGCUGGGCCUGAGGAGACCCAUUUCCAAUAACAACAUUCCUGUCUAUCCACGACCUGUGCAACCACACUUUUGUAAAGUUAUGGCCCAUAGUCAAAGAUUAGAGCUUUAGCGUUUUUUU